UUUGGUUUAUUUAGUCUUAACACAACAACGCCUUUUCUCUGACUUAUCUGACUCUCCACCACAGUCCCCCCCACUCUCUCUUCUUCCCUUUUGCUUUCCCAUAAUUAAACAUCGAUACCCAUCAUCUCUAUCACUCUCUCUUUCCAUUAUCACUUCUCUAUUUGUACAAAGAAACCAACCCACAAGCUGGUUUUGUCUUGAGAUGAUAAUCAACCAACCAUUCAGGGGAAUAGCACUAGUUAGCCAGAUGUUUGUUUCCAGUUUCUAAGCAGUGCUCUCAUUCAUUCUUGAUUUCCACUAGCUAGCUUGGCAGCAGCAGCAGCAGUUGAAAACAUCUUGUUUCAACUGACUCAAUCUGGCUACUGCUCAGAAACUAUAAAUGUGAAGUAUCUCCUUGUGGUAUUAAGUAAAAUCAUCAAAGAAAGAUGAAACCAAUUAUUGAUCUUGAAGUUGAAGCCACCUCAGAAAAUGUUUCUGAAGUUAGCAGCCAAGUAGCUUCCAACUUAUCAAACCAAGAAACUUCUGCAGCCCCCUCCAAUGACAGCCUCACUAACUAUUCCUAUCUCACAAAUGCCAUAGCAACUCAAUCUGGUUCGGAAAUGGUUUCCCUUGACUUAACCCUUUGCUUCAAUAAUGAUGAGUUAGGUGGAAGGGACCCAGUGGGACUCUCAUUGUCAAGCACAAGUGAGAGUAGCAAUGAACCUGCAUCACGUACUACAGCUGAAGCAAUACCACGAGUAUUUUCUUGCAAUUACUGUCAGCGCAAAUUCUUCAGCUCUCAGGCACUUGGUGGACACCAAAACGCUCAUAAGAGAGAGAGAACAUUAGCUAAGCGUGCAAUAAGAAUGGGUAUUUUCUCGGAAAGGUAUGCCAGCCUAGCAUCGUUGCCUCUACAUGGAUCCUCAUUCCGAUCCCUAGGGAUAGAGGCACAUUCUUCAGUGCACCAAAACUUUGCACCACCAGUAAGGUCACUAGAAAUAAGCAGCAGUGCAAGAUUUGAUCAAGGUUAUGCAGGUCUGCCAGUAUUCAUGGAGGAUGAUGAGGCAGAGUUGUUAUGGCCAGGUAGUUUUCGACAGGUAGCUGUGUCAGACGAUGCUCAUCAAAGUUUUGUAGUCGCAGGAAGUUCAAACAUGAUUUUUUUGGGGGCAACUCCACCAGUGAACUUAGAUGAUUCUGCGCCAGAUCUCACACUAAAACUUUGAGAACAUUGGUUGCAGUAUUUAUGCUCCGAUAUUAUCUCUUGUAUAGCAAGUUGUGCAAUGGACCAUGGCUGAACUUUUAUAUUCCCUGUUAAGAAUUUGUAUGUCAGUGUAUAAGAGCUUCACAGAGAUUAUUCUGGAGCUUCUUCGUUUGUUAUAUCUAUGUGAUUGAUCCUUUUAAUUUGCUGUAA
Populus trichocarpa (black cottonwood) is the source of this 1390-nucleotide messenger RNA. Its product is annotated as zinc finger protein 4. Gene Ontology annotation, biological process: negative regulation of abscisic acid-activated signaling pathway. The record is from RefSeq and is a predicted model, not a curated record. The transcript is spliced from 2 exons. NCBI's taxonomy places the organism in Eukaryota, Viridiplantae, Streptophyta, Magnoliopsida, Malpighiales, Salicaceae. The coding region runs from base 426 to 1202 and encodes 258 amino acids.